Messenger RNA from Phytophthora nicotianae INRA-310, 261 nucleotides. RefSeq lists its product as hypothetical. The record is from RefSeq and is a predicted model, not a curated record. Bases 1 to 261 code for a protein of 86 amino acids. The transcript has a single exon. NCBI's taxonomy places the organism in Eukaryota, Oomycota, Peronosporomycetes, Peronosporales, Peronosporaceae.
AUGCCUUUGCACAAAUUUCCGACCUUCAUCUCUUCCUUUCAACCCUCAAUCUACCACAAAACGAUAAAGAAUGAGCGCUGCACGCAACCGCGACCUCUGUCGCUUUUCUUCGCCGCCGCUGUGGACCGCUACUACGCAUUCAACUACUGUGGGACGCAGCUCCCGUCAAGUGGCUACGCCAAUCUGGCGAUUCAUCUCAAGAACAAGCACCCUGGUUACGUUGCUGACAACGAAUCCCAACAGAGCAGACAGGCUGGAUAG